ACCACAGAAGAAGAAGAAAAAGACGGAAAAAGAAGAAGCCGAAGAAGAGCAUCACAACAACCAGAGUUCUAGCUACAUGAAUGAACAAUUAAGCUAACACGUUGUGCUUAUUUGUUUUGUUUUUUAACCCCUGGCAAACAAAUUAAUUUAUCGAUACGUAGAAGCCGCCGUGAAGUUGUCGGCCUUUAAAUUCAUACAUUCACAACAAGCUGCUGUCGGUUUGCAGGCAAACUGCCUGUAGCUAAGCGACAACAAAGAGACUACAGCUGUACGCCGUAGUCAUUCUGUUAGCGUUGGUGCCAAAAUUCUUUAUUUUUCUCCAUUCGUUUUCCUUCAAGUAGUCAGACUGACAUGACGGGGAUGGCUUCUCCAGAGAAGGCGUCAAGCUCAAAAAAGAAGGGCGAGAGAAAGUGUGCCACCAAAGAGGAGUACAGGCAACUGUCCAGCAUCAUGGGAGUCAUGAACAAUUUGAGAAAACAGGGUACUCUCUGUGAUGUGACCCUGUUGGUUCAGGGAAAGCACUUCCUUGCCCACCGAGUGGUGCUUGCUGCUGCCAGCCACUUCUUUAGCCUCAUGUUUACCACCAGAAUGAUGGAGUCAAUGUCCCACGAGGUGGAGCUCAGGAGUGCUGAGCCUGAGAUCAUUGAGCUGCUGAUUGAAUUUAUCUACACUGCAAGAAUCUCUGUGAACAGCAGUAAUGUCCAGUCACUGCUGGAUGCGGCCAACCAGUAUCAGAUUGAACCUGUGAAGAAGAUGUGUGUGGAGUUCCUUAAAGGACAGAUUGAUGCAACAAACUGCCUAGGCAUUUCAGCCCUUGCAGACUGCAUGGACUGUCCAGAGCUGAAGGCGGCUGCAGAUGAUUUUUUUCAGAUUCACUUCACUGAAGUCUAUAAAUUGGAUGAAUUCCUGCAACUGGAUGUUGCGCAGCUCACACAUCUGCUGCACCAGGACAAACUCACCGUCCGUGCUGAGGCCCAGAUUUAUGAUGCUGCAGUGCGCUGGCUGAAGUAUGAUGUGUGUAACAGAAAGCAGUACAUGGUGGAGGUGUUGGGGUGUGUUCGCUUUCCACUGGUUUCCAAAACAUUCCUCUCCAAGACUGUCCAGGCCGAGCCCCUCAUCCAGGACAAUCCACAGUGCCUAAAGAUGGUCAUUGGUGGGAUGCGUUACCACCUGCUCUCCCUGGAAGACCGUGAAGACCUGGGAGAGAGCAGUCGGCCGCGACGCAAGAAGCACGACUACCGCAUUGCUCUGUUUGGCGGCUCACAGCCUCAGUCCUGCCGCUACUUUAACCCGAAGGACUCUAGCUGGACCGACAUCCGCUGCCCCUUUGAAAAGCGCCGUGACGCCACAGCCGUCUUCUGGGACAACGUGGUUUACAUUUUGGGUGGCUCACAGCUCUUUCCCAUCAAGCGUAUGGACUGCUACAACGUCUUGAAGGACAGCUGGUACUCCAAGCUGGGUCCACCCACACCUCGUGACAGUCUGGCUGCCUGCGCUGCCCAGGGAAAGAUCUAUACAUCUGGGGGAUCAGAAGUAGGCAGCUCAGCCCUGGACCUUUUCGAAUGCUACGACACCAGGACAGAGUCGUGGCAGAUCAAAACCAGUAUGCUGAUGGCGCGCUGCAGCCAUGGAUCCGUGGAGGCCAACGGGCUCAUUUAUGUUUGUGGAGGAACAGUGGGGAACAAUGUCUCUGGCAGAGUGCUCAACAACUGUGAGGUCUACGACCCUAGCACACAACAAUGGAGGGAGUUAUGUGGGAUGAGAGAGGCCAGGAAGAACCACGGACUGGUGGUUGUAAACAACAGGAUAUAUGCUGUUGGAGGGCAGGGAGCAAUAGGUGGACUGGACUCGGUUGAAUACUAUGAUAUUGCAACUAACGAGUGGCGUGGCGCUUCACCUAUGCCGUGGCGAGGUGUAACUGUGAAGUGUGCGGCAGUUGGUGAUAUCAUCUAUGUGCUGGCAGGAUUCCAAGGCGUGGGACGCCUUGGACACACCCUGGAAUACCACACUGAAACUGACAGGUGGGUGACUUGCAACAAGGUGCGAGCGUUUCCCGUCACAAGCUGCCUGAUCUGUGUGGUCGACACCUGCGGAGUCAACGAAGACGAAGACAUGGACCUCAUAGACUCUCAGCCACAUGCUGCAGCCACUGCCUCUUCAUCUUCCGCAGCCUCAUCAUCGUCAUAGCAGUAGAGGUAGUUUAAGCGUACUCGUAUAUUGAGUUGUGAUGCUUGUCGACAGUUCUGACAGCCAGUGAACUGAUUUCUGUGGGCUUGUUUUUCAGAAAGGAGCUCAUAGUAAGGGUUAGGCUGUAAAGUUGUUAUGUUCUUUAACCAGUGAAGUAGGCAGUUUCCUUUUGGCCACUCCAAAAUUUUAUGUCCUAAUUCUUUGGGCUGGACACUAAUUUCAUCUAUCCAUUCUCUGGAUAGGUAGUAGGAUUUAAAAUUUGGGAUUUAGAUAUUCAUCUGAAGGCCCGUUAAAGUGCCUGCCAACAACUCUACGGACAAUACUGCUGUCACACUGUUGACCUGUCUCUACCUACUGCUCAGUGAAUGGCAGCAACAGUGAGAGAGCAGCAGGACUCGGUGACGAGCUGUGAGUAGUUUUUGUUUGCAUCUUGUUGCCCAGACAGGGUCUGUGUUCUGGAUGAGAGAAAUGUUGCUUCUAACUUUGGUUUUGAAUGUUUUAAUUUACAUGUAAAUGUAGCUGAAAUAUUUUGGUUUAUGUAAGGUCAUUUUUGUUUGAUGUUGCAUGGAUGGAUGGAUCCAGUUGGAUCCAGUAAUUCAUUGAACAAACUGUAACUGUGCCUCCGUACACAACUCCAGUAUAUUUUGAAUUAGACAGUCAAGAUGAUCAGAAUGGCAGCCAUAAUUCAGAGGGGUUUACAUUUUCAUACAUUGGAGCCUCUGAAAAUGGCAGCCUAAGUAAUUAACGUCAAACUUGGAGUCCAUCUUUGUAUUCGUGUAUUUGUUUCUUUGACUGCACGCUCCUCUGAGACCAUCAGGAGUUAAGCAACCAAACUUAGCACAGUGGUACAGCAUAGGCCCCUAAACAUAUGUAUUGAUAUCAGAUAUUUUGAUCCCAUCAUGUUACCUACCAACCAUCACCACCCCUUAUUAUUAUACCAUAUAAAAGUAUAUCAAUUUGCCAAAAGCACAAAUAGGCCUGUACUGUAUUUUUAAUACUUGAAUGAAAACCCUUUGGACUCACUGGCCGCCUGAAGAGCUUUUACUGAUGCUUUUUCAGGCGUGAUUGCAGCAACAAAUGCUAGUUACCCUGGUCCAUUUGCAGCCAUACACGCCCAUACUAACAUUGCCUCCAUCAUCUUUGACAGAUGAUGUGGUACGGUUCAUAUCAUGACCCGUUUCUCUCCUUCUCCAUAGUUUUCUCUUCCCAUCAUUGUAGUACAAAUUCAUCUUGGUCUCAUCUGUCCAAAGAUUUAUUUAGACCUGUACAGGCUCUUUUAGAUGUUUUUAGCAUAGUUUUCUUGACCUGUUUAGAUUUUCUGAAGGAGUUUUUGUUAGCCACAGAAAUAAUUCUGUCAUUGUUUCUGCUCUCUCUCCAAUAGGUGUAUUUUGGUGUUUCUGCCUCCUUCACUAGUAUCAACAUCUCUUUGGGCCUCAUUAUGUAAAAAAAACCCCAAAACAAAACAGUGAAGAGUAAAAUACACAUUUUGAGAAUCAACUUUAGAUAUAAUGACUGUGUCACAUGUCAUGAAAUUGAAAUGGAACAGGGCUCAUCUAGUGAUGAUAGCCAAUUGUCCAAUUACUUUUUGAACCUCUAAAAAAUGGGGGACUGUGCAAAAAAAAUGCAAUACCAAAACAGUUAAUGCAAACUUUUUGUUAAACCCCCUGAAUUAAACCUGAAGGCUUGAACCUCAGUCACAUCUUGAUUAUUUGAUUUAUGUGGUGGUAGUGGUGUGCAGGAGCAAAGGUACAUACAUUUUGUCUUUAUUCAACAAAUUAUGGACCUAACUGUAAUUUUAAACACUUUUCUUUCUUUUCCAGUGCUCAGAAAAUAGUAUUUGAGGUACAAAUUUUCAAGGGCCAGUGGGAAGUUUUCCCAAAUUCAUAGAAAAACAAAAGUUAUGCUUUUUAAUGUUCUUCUUAGUUUAUGUGGUCUACUCUGUUUGCUUAUCUUUUUAUCACUUCUGUAGUUUGGCUGUGUACAGGAAGGUCCUGUUGAUUCAAACCCAGGACCUUCUUGCUGUGAGGGGACAGUGCUAACAACUGCACUGCUGUGUCACCAUUUCAUAUUGUAUAUUCACAUGUGAUUUUCUUGUUAUGAUGUAACUUUUUUUGCUGUUUGAAUUUAAUGCGUGUAAAUCAGUUUGUGAAAGAAAAACAGUCAAAUACUGGCUGGGUUUAUAUUUUAUUUUAUUUUGUUUGGUCCUUAUACAAAACACUGUAAAAUUAGAUUUUUUUAUAGGCUGUAAAAUAUGUUGUGUCAAAGUGUAGAUACAGCAUCUGUAAGUAUUUAACUCUUUGCUGUGUGCUGAUUUAACACUAGUGUUGCAUCUUACUGUUCGGUAGCUUUGUGUUGUGCCUUUAAAGAGAAAGCGUUAACAUUUUAUUCUUAGCUAUAAGCAGUUACAAUUAAAACACAUAGCUCAAUGUGAUGGUUUAAAAACAAGUUUCCAUUUCUUUUCAAAUACAAAUAUAAUUAAAAAUAUAAGAGCACCAAGUUGGUGAAAGAUAAGGCAGCUGCAAUGAAAUGAAGAAAAUGUAAGAUUUUAUAAAUUGCUCCAGACAUUUUCAUUAGCUGCCAUACAACUUUCUGCUGAUACUGACGAAAACUAGGAUCUCUGUGACUGUUUAAAUGUUGUGCUGGAAUAUGUAAAUAAAA
Oreochromis niloticus (Nile tilapia) is the source of this 4845-nucleotide messenger RNA. RefSeq names its product kelch-like family member 7. The transcript has 12 exons. Gene Ontology annotation, biological process: protein ubiquitination. The record is from RefSeq and is a predicted model, not a curated record. NCBI's taxonomy places the organism in Eukaryota, Metazoa, Chordata, Actinopteri, Cichliformes, Cichlidae. Gene Ontology annotation, cellular component: Cul3-RING ubiquitin ligase complex. The coding region runs from base 352 to 2187 and encodes 611 amino acids. Gene Ontology annotation, molecular function: protein binding.